AUGAGCAGGCUAGACCACUUGAGCCUCAACCUGCCAGGAGGGAUCAUCGCUCGAUGCGCCUCGGAUGUGGCCUCUGAGAAGCUGGUGCAGCGCCUGGAAACCGGGGCAGUUGUCAAGGAGUUGACUUUGCAGGGUGAUCGCUUGCACUACGAGCUGAUUUCUGGAGCUGGUCCGCGGCAGGGCUGGGUUAGUACCAGGCUGCAGGAAAAAGCUCUACUGGAGCCGCUGCCAGAUGUGGAGGUGGACAAGGCUGACAUCCAGGAUAGCUGUGCAGUUGAAGCUGGUGCUUUAACGCCACUCUCUGCAAGCAAGUGGUUGGCGAAGUACGAACAUGGGAGCAAGGCCAGAUGCAGGCUUGUGUGCUUCUUUGGCGCCGGACAUGAUGCAGUCGGCUUUGCCCACUGGAACCAGUAUGUUGCGGAGCAUCAUCCUUCUAUCGAGCUGCUUUUGAUCACUUUGCCUGGGCAUGGGAUAAAUCGCCACGUUCCGCUGCAAGAAGAUGCGCAGGCGUUGGCAAAACUGGCCGCUGAAGAACUGUUAAGCCUCACAGAGCGCCUUGGACCCUUCGGUUUGUUCGGCUUCUCCGUGGGCGCUACUGCAAGCUAUGCCUUGGCGUUGGAGAUGAUCUCCCGUGGCCACAAGCCAAUGAAGCUCUACCUUGCCGGCAGAGCUGGGCCAAAGGUUCGCUUCCAGCCUCCGGCCCACAAGGAGAUUUGGGCCUUAGAUGCAACUGGCUGGCUGCGUUGGUUUGUCGCGAACUUUGCCACAGAUGCGGAUGUCAAACGAACGGAACGGCUAAUCCAGCUGUCCGAUGGCCCGAAUGACGGCCUGUUAAACUCCAUUGCGUCCUCGCAGAAAGCGGACAUGCUCCUGGGAGACAGCUUGGCAGGUGUAGAGCUCCCGGCGAUUGACUGUGACUUCUAUGUACUCGCCUCACGGGCUGAUGAAGUGUGGCCGGCAGAAGACAGUGCAAAGUAUGGAGACCACUGCCAACCGCCUUACAUGGACUGUUCCGAGACCUGGAAGCCUUUUACAUUGGGCUCAAUGGCCUUCAAGUACUUCGACCAUGUGAAGCACAGUAAGCUGUGUACUGAGUUGCUGCUCGAAGCUGUUUGUCACGACUUGUCGGCCACGGCAGCUAGUGGCGCGUGCAGUGAAAACAGGCAGGGUGUGUGGAUCAGUCCGCCAAUGCAAGUCCCAGACGCACUAGACUUCUUCAGUCCUAGAACUGUUCUAGACGAGGGCGACUUCUGA
Messenger RNA from Symbiodinium natans, 1254 nucleotides. Lineage: Eukaryota; Dinophyceae; Suessiales; Symbiodiniaceae. The record is from the annotation of a GenBank genome assembly.